Messenger RNA from Salarias fasciatus (jewelled blenny), 1562 nucleotides. RefSeq names its product mitochondrial ribosome recycling factor (gene mrrf). Gene Ontology annotation, molecular function: ribosomal large subunit binding. Gene Ontology annotation, biological process: translation. Lineage: Eukaryota; Metazoa; Chordata; Actinopteri; Blenniiformes; Blenniidae. Bases 156 to 938 code for a protein of 260 amino acids. The record is from RefSeq and is a predicted model, not a curated record. Gene Ontology annotation, cellular component: mitochondrion. The transcript has 7 exons.
AAUGAAAAGGAGUAAAGCCAUGCUGCCACUGAGCUCUGUUAAAAGAAGAUGUAGGCCUACCUCCUGCUGGCUGAUGUGAGCUAUUACCUCGCUGGAUCUGCAUCACCAGCAGCGCUUUCACCUGAUUUUCCAAAUUAUUUACAGCUAUCAAAGUCAUGGCUUUGAGCAACCUGAGUCUGCUGCGGCCGCUCCUGUGUCGCUCCGUGGUCCGGCAUGUCCGGGCUCCCCUCGCCGUCUCCUCCAGAGUCCACGUCCGUCCACUCCUCUGCCCCGACGCCACCCGCUGCCCUCCCGCUGCUGCGUGCACCAGGCUGUACGCCACCAAGAAGGCUAAAGCCAAGGCAAAGGGCCAGUCAGGAAAGGUGAAUAUUAAUGCCGCUCUGGUGGAAGACAUCAUCAGUCUGGAUGAGGUGAAGCAGGACAUGGCCGCCGUCCUCAGCGCGCUCAAAGACGAAUUCACACGCAACCUCAGCAUCAGGACUUCGCCAGGAGCUCUGGAUCACAUCGUGGUGACAACUAAAGACGGGAAGUUCCCUCUCAACCAGCUGGGUCAGAUCUCCAUGAAGUCGCCCCUGUUCAUUCUGGUCAACAUGAGCGGCUUCCCCGAGGCAACAGCGGCGGCUGCCCGUGCCCUGAGAGAGAGCAGCAUGAACCUCAACCCAGAGGUGGACGGGACAAUCAUCAAGGUGCCUGUUCCCAAAGUGACGCGGGAGCACAGAGAGAGCCUUGCCAAGCUGGCCAAGCAGUUCAGCAACAAGGCCAAAGAGACGCUGAGGAAGGUGCGCUCCAGUGCCGUCACGCAGGUGAAAAAGGCCAAGGAGGGACACUCGGAGGACACGAUAAGACUCAUCGAAAAACAGAUUCAGCAGAUGGCAGACAGCAGCGCCGUGGACAUCGACAAACUCCUUGCAGCGAAGACGAAGGAGUUGUUAGGAUGACUGGGACGAUUACGAGAAACACACAAGGUCCUGUAUUUAAUUCGUAUCGGCGACACACACACACACACACACACACACACACACACACACACACAUCGGAAGCUUUUAACAUGUCGAUAAUGGACUGGAUCAUGAAGUUCGAGUCACACAAAGAAAAACACAUCGUUUCCUGCAGAACGCAGGCUCUCUGCCUCUUAUCUCUACUGAAGAUCUGGUGUAUUCCUGCAAAAGAGCGUCCGCAGAAACUGGCACGGAAACAACAGCGACAGAUCGCCCGUCACCUCCAUCUCUCCUUGUUACGCCUCCCGUCUUCAAACAAACACCACGCAUGGGACGAAUGGACUUUUAAUGGGAUUUGUGGGCCUCCUCCUAAUCAAACUUCUUGCCACAGGAGCUGUCUGUUUAUAUAACGCGAGCGCACCCGUCCCAAUGUAAACUGGCUGCGGGUUUUUCUUGGUGGCGAGAGUUUGUUCCAGAUCCGUGGGAGCCCGGCCCAGCAGACGCUGUUUGCAUGUUGCCAAACAUUUGUUUCGCAUUGAUUCCCCAGUCUGUUAAAAAUGCACUUGAAGCGGGAAACAAAAAAAAAAAAAAAAAAAGACCUUUAAUUUGUGUCCAUGUAGAGGA